AUGUUCCUGCUGCGACUGCUGGCGUCGUCGUCGUCGGUGACCCGUCGUGGGGCUGGAACUGCUAGAGCCACGACCGUUGCUGGACUGUUCGGAACGGCCGUCGUUGCCAUAAACCUGCUGUCGUCGACAACCGUCCUGGCCUGCCCGUCAUCGCAGACGGGAAGCAAUCCGCUGACAGCCGCCAGCGGCGGCGGCUCGGUGUACGAUUUCAGUGCCGUCGACAUCGAUGGAAAGCGGGUCGAACUGGGCGGGGAUCGCUACCGCGGUCACGUGCUGGUCAUUGUCAACGUAGCCUCCAAGUGUGGCUACACCGAUGGCCACUAUGCCGAACUAAACCAGCUGCUGGAUGAGUACGGAGAGAGCAAGGGACUUCGAAUUCUAGCCUUUCCGUGCAAUCAGUUUGGCAACCAGGAACCGGACAGUAAUGAGGAAAUCAAACGGUUUGCCCGCGAGAAGAAGGGAGCCCGGUUCGAUUUGUUUUCGAAAAUUUACGUCAACGGGGACGAAGCGCAUCCGCUGUGGAAGUUCCUCAAGCAGCGCCAGGGGGGAACACUGUUCGAUGCCAUCAAGUGGAACUUCACGAAGUUCAUCGUCGACAAGAACGGGCAACCGGUCGAGCGGCAUGGACCGCAAACCAGCCCGCUCGAGUUGAGAAAGAAUUUGGAGAAAUAUUUUUGA
Sabethes cyaneus is the source of this 678-nucleotide messenger RNA. RefSeq lists its product as uncharacterized. Lineage: Eukaryota; Metazoa; Arthropoda; Insecta; Diptera; Culicidae. Gene Ontology annotation, molecular function: glutathione peroxidase activity. Gene Ontology annotation, biological process: response to oxidative stress. The record is from RefSeq and is a predicted model, not a curated record. The transcript is spliced from 3 exons. The coding region runs from base 1 to 678 and encodes 225 amino acids.